AUCCAAGAUGUUGGAGAUGGAUGAGACGGUAAAUAAGAAUAAUGAAACCCUGAAGAAGUUACGCCAGGAGAACACAGAACUCAGAAACCAGAAUCAGAAAAACCAACGCGAUAUCAGCUUCCUGAAAUCCACGAAUGAGGACCUGAAGAGCCAGAUAACGGAAAUGGAGGAAUACUACCUGAAAGAGACUCAAACCCUUCAGGAAACCAUCACAGAUCUUGAGGCUGAGAAAAACGAAAUGAAGGACAACAUGGUCCAGCUCCACGAGUACCAGGACCUGCUGAAAGUGAAGAUGGCGCUGGAUCUGGAGAUCGCCACCUACAGGGAGCUGCUGGAAAAGGAAGAGAGGAGACUUAAACCAUCUGAGCCCAGCAAUGACAACCCGAGUGACGAAGGCAACUGCUGCUCCCGUUAA
Molecule: messenger RNA, 415 nt
Organism: Poecilia latipinna (sailfin molly)
Lineage: Eukaryota; Metazoa; Chordata; Actinopteri; Cyprinodontiformes; Poeciliidae
Product: vimentin A1-like
Exons: 4
Coding region: 8-415 (135 amino acids)
Biological process (GO): intermediate filament organization
Cellular component (GO): cytoplasm; intermediate filament
Molecular function (GO): structural constituent of cytoskeleton
Source: RefSeq, a predicted model, not a curated record